This is a messenger RNA of Dermacentor andersoni, 2807 nucleotides long. NCBI's taxonomy places the organism in Eukaryota, Metazoa, Arthropoda, Arachnida, Ixodida, Ixodidae. The record is from RefSeq and is a predicted model, not a curated record.
AUCAUUGUAUGAUGACUUUAAAGUUCCAUUGCCUGUGCUCGUUUACAGCUGUUGUACAACGCCCGGUUCUCAUCAUACAACAGUCGGUGCAGCAGCGCGGAAUUAUGUCGGCAUCCCGCCCCUUGAAGCGGCGCAAGGAGUACCUGGAUCGUGACAAGUUCUUCCAGAUGCCUGUGUCAAGUCUUUACAAGCGACUGAAGGACCACGCCGCAGCAGCGUCAAAUGUCGCGAGCACAAGUCGCUGCAACGGAGACGACUCUCCGGCUUCGGCAGAAACCAGCGCAUCGUGUUUCGCACACAGCGACGACGACGAUAACGACGGUGCCAAUGGCAGUGCGGGUACAGUUCCGUGCAGUUCUGCGUCCAGUAGCACGCACACACGAAGUGACGACGAGCAAGGGAGCUCUGAAGAUAGUAGUGAGGAGAGCGACGGCUUUGAGGAGGCACAAUCUGAGAGCGGAGACAAUCGCCAGUUUUCUGGCUUUAGCGAGGAAACCCUGCCAGGCUCACAAGUCACGAAAGCUGGCGCAAUUGCAGCAGUUAUGGCGUACGCAAUUGCCCACGGUCUCACUUGGACGGCACUAGGUGAUCUUUCAAAGCUUAUUAACUUUCUCUUUGGUGCCAGUGUAUUGCCGCGCAGCGAAUACAUGUUUCGCAAGCUUAGGAGCAAUGAAGCAGAAGUGCUACGGUACUAUUAUGUAUGCGAAACAUGCAGCGCAGUAAUGACGCCACAAGGUAAAAUGGCACAGUGCCAAAUUUGCGAGCAUACUGAAAGACUUCAGGCCCUGAAAGAGCAAGGCUCAUUUUUUAUCAUCCUUGACUUCCACAAAGAGCUCAGCUUUUUGAUAGAAAAAACUAAAUCUGAGUUAGAGUCGAGUUUGGUAAAAGCACGACUGCCGGUAUCGAAAAUAAGUGAUAUAACAAAUGCUCGGUGCUAUGCUAAACUGAAGAACGCAAGAAGCCUUGCGGAUGAUGACUUGACGCUGACCACAAACACCGAUGGCAGCCCAGUCUUCAAGUCGUCAAAAACAUCUGUGUGGCCUAUUCAGUUCAUUGUUAAUGAACUGCCACCACACUUGCGGUUCAAGCACCCGGUACUUGCAGGACUUUGGUUUAGCAAGUCAGAUCCAAACAUGCAACUCUUCCUUGAAAAGUUUGUGCAAGAAGUGAACAGCACGAAACCAGUGACAUGGACUUACCAGAACAGGGUCCAUACGUCUUGGCCUUUCGUGCUGUGUUGUUCUGUGGAUGCGCCUGCAAGGGCAGCUGUGCUAAACAUGGUGCCUUUCAACGGCUACUUUGGAUGCCCCUGGUGCCUUAUAAGGGGCGAGCAUGUGGAAGGUUUGGAUUUCGUGAACGGUCAAAGUGUUGAGUACAUGCACUGUGUACUUCAAGGUGUCAGUAAACAACUGACUGAGGCGAUCCUGACUUCUACGAACAGCAACCAGCGCUUCUAUGUUGGUGCGCCUUCAGUUGCUGCGAAGAUAGAGUCGCGGCUGCUUGCCAUAAAGCCCCCACACUGCGUGACCAGGCUGCCGCGCCCGCUCAAAGAUCGUGGCCACUGGAAGGCAUCUGAGUGGAGGCAAUGGAUAUUGUUUUAUGCACUCCCUUGCCUUGAUGGUAUUCUGCAUCCUGAGUAUUGGAAGCACCUGUCUCGGCUUUCGGAAGGCAUCCACAUCCUUCUUCAGGAAGAAUUGGGCGCCCGUGACAUUGACAGAGCAGGAGGCCAUCUCUUGGGGGACGCUGCGUAUCCCUUGACGACGUGGUUGCUGCCACCCUACCACCAGACUACGGCGAACUGGCAGCCAUGGAUGAGUGCGUUCAACUACGUGCACAAUAAGCAGCAAGUGGUCAUUGAGGGGGCCUUCGGAAUCCUCAAAGCGCGGUUCCAGCGGCUGCUAUAUAGAUGUCGGCAGCAUCAAGCGGGCGGUACAGAUUGUACUUGCAGGCUGUGUGCUGCACAAGGCUUGGCAAUGCGGCGACGUCGUGGAGGACCUCGAAGCGAGCGACAGCGGUACUGAUGUCUCGUCUGCUGAACCCGCCGAAAGCGAUGACGCACCAGCCCUGUCGGCAGCAGCCUUCCGUGAUAGCAUCGCCCAGAGCCUCUAAAUGCAAGGGUUAUUUACAUUUGUGGCUUGACUGUGAUAUCCUCUUACCGUACGCAUGACACACACACAUAUACGUUUUGUUUUUUCAGUAUCCGUUCACUUGCGUGCAUCUUUUUUCUUCUUAGUUUGCUUUUAUUCUUACGCAUUGAUCAAUCGAAACCAACAUAAUUUUAAUAUAUGCUCCUGUUUUAUAUAGCUGCACUAGUUCUUUAAUAUCCACGUGUCUUGCAAUUGUGCAGAAAUUUAAUCCUAUAUACUUCCAGCUUCGUUUCUUCAUUGUAUGCUUAUUUUUGUAAUGUCGAGCGCACAUGUGUAUGUACUUUUUUUUGCUUGUUCACUUCAUCCUCAGGACGGAUUACUCUUUUGAUAUAUGCAGCUAAUUAAAAUUCUUUAAUUCUUUUUAUACAUUCUAGUAUUUUCACGUGAUUACUGUGCCAUUGUGUCACAAUUUGUGCAACCUUUGGACAACUAAUUUGCAAUUUGAUUCACUAUUCAUCCCAGCCCACAUUAUGCCUGCAGCCUGGGGUUGUUUACUGCAUGCUACAUCUUGGAGUACAUGCAUGUGAUGUUCCCUUUUUGAAAUGCAGUAGUAGAAAUAUGAAAGGCAGUUAGCUUUUAUUCUCUUAAUGAUAAAAGUAACCUUCAUGGCUCUUCCGAACCAGGCCUGUAUUGAUGCUCAGUAACUACAAUAAAUAUACU